Molecule: messenger RNA, 1661 nt
Organism: Macroventuria anomochaeta
Lineage: Eukaryota; Fungi; Ascomycota; Dothideomycetes; Pleosporales; Didymellaceae
Product: C4-dicarboxylate transporter/malic acid transport protein-like protein
Exons: 3
Coding region: 393-1646 (417 amino acids)
Biological process (GO): malate transmembrane transport
Cellular component (GO): membrane
Molecular function (GO): malate transmembrane transporter activity
Source: RefSeq, a predicted model, not a curated record
ACCUAGUCGGCAAGCACCAGCCAGUGAUCUAGGGUUGCAACACCAGCUCCACCCUGGAAGAUCAAAACGACUGCUGCAAAGCCAUCAACAUUUGCCUGGGCUCAAGAGGUGAGCGCCUCUUCGUGAUACGUCACAACUCUCAACGCCAUGAGAAGGCCCUGCACUGUGAAUUUUUAGCUCGACAGCGUUUAGACUUUCAACAACGUUUCUUGAACCUUGUGUCCGGAACUCGGCUACGGUUAAGCCCGCCUGGACUUCCACGCGUGCCAACUACUCUGCGGGAUGACGAAAGAGGUGUGAACCAUCAAGAAGGCUCUUAGUGUCCUUCGAAGACCAUUUGGCUGAAGUGAGGACAUUGCUCAGUCGAGCGCUACACCAAGAUCAACAACAACAUGCGUUUCCGUGAGAAGAAGCGUAUCGACUAUGGAGCAGAAGAUGAGAAGGAUAACCCACCUGAGUUCGUUGGUCUACGAGACCGUAUUGCUCAUUUCACAUGGCCAUGGUUCGCAGCAACAAUGUCCACAGGAGCCCUUGCCGUCGUGUUAGGGAACACUCCUAACACGUUCACCGGACUGCAGGCUAUCGGGAAAGUCGUCUUCGUCGUCGACAUCGUUCUCUUCCUCUUGUUCAACGCUCUGAUGAUAACGCGCUUCAUCCUUAUUCCACGCAAACUCCUCGCAUCGCUGCAUCAUCCCGUCGAAGGGCUAUUCCACGGCACGUACUGGGUGUCAGUAGCUCUGAUACUCAACUGCGCAUAUAUCUACGGCAACGCGGACACCGGGCCUUGGUUCCCAAAGGCACUCGAAGUCUGUUUUUGGAUAUACUGCAGCAUCGCAUUCAUCAUCGGUGUCUUUCAGUACUCCAUGUUUUUCCGUCUCGAGCGUCUCAAUGUGACGGAUGCGGUGCCAGCUUGGAUUUUCCCUAUUUAUCCGCUACUGGUGGUCGGAACGCUGGCAGGCACCAUAUUGCCUGCUCAACCAAAAGGGCCCAGCUGGAACAUUUUUAUUGGAGGAGUACUGUUGCAAGGCGUUGCUUGGGUCGUGUCGUUCCUCAUGUACGCCAUAUAUAUGCAGCGAUUGAUGACUGGCCAUCUCCCAUCACCCGCAACGCGUCCUGGAAUGUACGUUUCAGUGGGUCCAGCAGGCUACACUGCGGCAGGAUUGAUCUCUCUGGCCAACCAAGCACCCACCUUCAUCGGCGCAAACUACUGGACGGAUAGCCCAUCACGCGACGGCGACAUAGUACGCAUCUUCGGCAUCAUGUCCGGUCUCUUCGUUAUCCUCUUUGCCUACUGGUUCUUCUUCAUUACUACUGUCGCUGUUCUAGCUGGGGUCCGCAAAAUGUCCUUCUCUUUAAAUUGGUGGGCGUUCAUCUUCCCAAACGCCGGCCUGACCCUUGCCACCAUUCAAGCCGGCAAAGUUCUUAACAGCGAAGCAUUGAAUGGCAUUGCCAGCGCUUUGACGAUCAUACUUGUCAUCAUGUGGUUCGUCACUGCGUUCUUCUGUGUUCGCGCUGUGUAUCGUGGGGAGAUUAUGUGGCCUGGCAAAGACGAAGAUAGGACUAUGGAGAGGAUUGGUCGGGGCUGGAAGAGCAAUAGGAAUAAUUCCGAAGCAAGGAGGGUUAUUGUCCGGGAUGACUUCAGCUAAGAGUCCAUAUAUGCA